GAAGAUUAUAAUAUAUAUAGUAAGAGUUAUAUAAUAGAUUAGUAAUCCAUAAUGAAUUUCACUAAACCUGUAAGAAGAAUUCUAACCGCUGAAGAUUUAGACAAGUGGAUAGAUAGUCCUACUUACACGGCCAUUCUUGAGUUUGUGGUGAAUUUACAACAACUGGUUACUGGAUUAACUAAUGAUAAUGCUGAUAUCUAUGUUUCUGAUUCCGUCAAUAAAAUCCUUAAUAUCUUAGAUGAAAUUAAUGCUACUAUUGAUAGGAAUCCCGUAGUAGUAGAUAAGAACAUUUCCAGAUUUGGAAAGAUUGAAUUCAGAGACUUUUAUGAUGAAGUAUCACAAACUUCUAGUCAAUUAUUAAUUCCAUUACUUGGAGAAGCUCAAGCAGCAGAAAUAGAAGUAUCAACUUAUUUCAAUGAAUGUUGGGGGAAUAGAACUAGAAUCGAUUAUGGAUCUGGUCAUGAAUUGAAUUUAAUAUGUUUUCUAUUAUGUUUAAGAACUUUAAAUAUCGUAACAGAUGCGGAUUAUUCGGCCCUUGUUCUAAGAGUAUUCACCAAAUAUAUUACAAUUAUGAGAAGAUUACAAAAGAUUUAUUGGUUAGAACCAGCAGGUUCUCAUGGUGUUUGGGGAUUAGAUGAUUAUCAUUUCUUACCAUUUUUAUUUGGUUCAUCUCAAUUAUCUACUCAUCCUCAUAUGAAACCCAAACUGAUUCAUAAUGAAGAUGUGGUUGAUUUAUACUAUAAGAAAUAUAUGUAUUUUGAAUGUAUUCAUUUCAUAAAUAAUAUUAAAACAUUACCCAAGAAUCAAGAACAGAAAUUAAGUAUUAGAUGGCAUUCUCCUAUGCUAGAUGAUAUUCUGGCAGCUAAAUCUUGGACUAAAAUUAAAGAAGGAAUGAUUAAAAUGUAUAAGGCAGAGGUAUUAGGUAAACUUCCAAUUAUUCAACAUGUCAUGUUUGGAAGUUUAAUACCAUGUCCUGAAGGGGUUACUGAAGCUCAUACUGAUGAAGAUGAUAAUAGUGAUUGUGGUCAUAUUCAUAAUGUUAUCAAUCCAUGGGGUGAUUGUUGUGGUAUCAAGAUUCCUAGUGCUAUUGCUGCAUCAGAGAGUCUAAGAAUUAAUGAAAAUCAACAAAAGGUUCACUACAAACCGGUUCCAUUUGAUUAGUAAAAUAUGUAUAUAUAC
Scheffersomyces amazonensis is the source of this 1179-nucleotide messenger RNA. RefSeq names its product peptidylprolyl isomerase. The coding region runs from base 52 to 1161 and encodes 369 amino acids. Gene Ontology annotation, biological process: mitotic spindle organization. The record is from RefSeq and is a predicted model, not a curated record. The transcript has a single exon. NCBI's taxonomy places the organism in Eukaryota, Fungi, Ascomycota, Pichiomycetes, Serinales, Debaryomycetaceae. Gene Ontology annotation, molecular function: protein tyrosine phosphatase activator activity; peptidyl-prolyl cis-trans isomerase activity. Gene Ontology annotation, cellular component: nucleus; protein phosphatase type 2A complex; cytoplasm.